This is a messenger RNA of Diabrotica virgifera virgifera (western corn rootworm), 463 nucleotides long. Its product is annotated as prosaposin-like. Bases 90 to 425 code for a protein of 111 amino acids. The transcript is spliced from 4 exons. NCBI's taxonomy places the organism in Eukaryota, Metazoa, Arthropoda, Insecta, Coleoptera, Chrysomelidae. The record is from RefSeq and is a predicted model, not a curated record.
AAAACAAUGCCCACUUAAUAUUUUUUAAACGUAUAUAAAGACAAAACAGUAGUACACCUUAUCAGUAUUCUCUACUAAACCUUUACAAAAUGAAACUCGUUAUUUUUGUUACUAUUCUCGCACUAAUUGGAUUGGUUCAGCCAGUCUAUAUUCCAGAAGAGGACGAAUCAGUACAAGUUCCUGUAGAAUUUCCUCUAGAAUGCCAAGCUUGUGAAGCAUUUGCAAAGUUAAUUGGCGAGUUGGUUGAAAAAGAACUUCCAAAGGACUAUGUAGAAAAAGAAGCAGAAAAAUUAUGUGAGAAGCUUGGUGGGUCUCUAAAAAAAUUUUGUUUGGAGCACCUAGUGCCGGUGGUUGAUAAAAUUUACGAUGAAAUUGUUAAACAUACCUCAGCAAAAGGAGUUUGUGAACUUUUAGGUUUUUGUUAAUAAUUUUUAAAUAAUAAAAAAUAAGUUUCCUUCCUUUU